AUGAAUAUAACAUCGAAUAUUCGUGAUAUAAAUUUAACAUCAUUAAUUCUUGAUGGAAUAAAUGAAAAUGAUAUUAUUAAUAGUACAAUAACGACAAUUACAACAAAAACAACAAUAAAAACAACAACAAGUAUAUUUCUUCGUUUAAUUAAUGCAACAAGAAUAUAUCCUUAUUUACGUCAACCAUUAUCAACAUCACCAACACCAUUAUUAUUAAAUAAAUAUUUUAUAUUAAAAUCACAAUUUCAUAUUAUUAUGCGUGUUGUUGAAUUAUUUAUAUUAAGUUUAACAUUACCAUUAUAUGCAAUUGCUUUUAUACUUUUUAUUCAAUUAACUGUAUUACGUAUAAAUAGAAAUACAGCUAUAUCUGGUGGUGGUUCACGUAGUCGUAGUCAACGACGUCGACAACGUAUGCGUAGUCUUAUAUGGACAUCAAAUUAUUUACUUGUUGAUUUUCUUAAUCUUUUAAAUGAGCUUGCUUAUGUUAUUAUACAUACAACAGGUCAAUUAGCACAUAAAUCUUUGGCUGGCCGUUUUUAUUGUCAAUUACAAGUUUAUGUACCAUUAUAUUUAACUGUACUUAUGGCAUAUAGUUUAACAGCUAUAUCUAUUUAUCGUCGUCGUCAUUUUGUAAAUUUAAAUAAUCAACUAGCACAAUCAAAUAAGACAAAUAUUAUGAUGAUUAUUGCACUAUGGAUUAUGCCAAUAAUAACAUCGAUUAUUCCAACUUUUAUAUUAGCACAUUUUAAUAUUUUAAAAAUAACACAACAUGAAACAACAAAUCAAUGUCAAAUUUCGUAUACAUAUGAAUCAAAUGUUGAAGCUGUUUAUAUAUUUUAUAGACUUGGUAAUAUAUUUCUUUUACCCAUAUCAAUAUCAUUAGCUUGUUAUAUAAGAAUAUAUGUUGAUUUAAUACGCAUGCAACGACGUUUUACUCGAGUAUUUAAACGUCAUGUACAUAUACGAAAAAAUCUUAUAUCACAAAUACUUUUUUUAUUUCUUAAUUUUGCUGUUUUUUGGUUACCUGCUGAAAUAAUAAUGCUUUAUACAAAAACUCAUCCUCUUAAAGAUGCUAUACAAGUAACAAAAUCUUUAAAUAUUCUACUUGAUCCAUUAAUUAUUGCUGGUUUUGAUACACGUUAUUCAUCAGCUGGUCAACAAUUAUUAUCACGAUGGCCUUUUAAUCAAUUUCUUUGUCUUUUUAAUAUUAUUCGUCGAUAUAAUUCUUCAACAUCAACAUCAGCAACGAUUAGAAAUCGUUUAGCACAUUUACAACAACCGAUGAAUCAGCAAAUGGCAACAGUUGCUACUUGGAAUAUGGCUAAUAAUGAUGAUAUUACUCUUGUAGAAUCAGUAUCAAAUCAUUCUCUACAAGUACAAAGAGCAAGACGAUAUCAACAACGAUCAUCAUCGUCAUUAAAUCAACAGCAAUCAACAAAUAGACGACCAAGAUCAAGGCAAAGACGCAUGCAAAUAGCUGAAAAUCAUGUUUAA
Messenger RNA from Rotaria sp. Silwood2, 1494 nucleotides. Lineage: Eukaryota; Metazoa; Rotifera; Eurotatoria; Philodinida; Philodinidae. The record is from the annotation of a GenBank genome assembly.